CCAAGCCUCAACAGGGACCUCGGACCCCUCGGAUCCCAUGCAGGCCACGCACGACCAUGGCUGCUACCGCUGACAACAGUGCACACGCCAGCCCCAAGAGGCCGGUGACCCCUCCUAUCCCAGUUCAGCAGGCCGAUGAACUACUUCUAGUGUUCCUCGAACGCCUCCAGCAGUAUUCGGAGACGACAGCAGCUGAACUGCGCAAGUGGGAAGAGGAGGAAGGCGCCCGCCAGCAGGAGAUUCAACGCCAGCUGGCAGAGGCCGGGGCAGCACGUCAGCAGGCCGCAGCAGAAGCUGCAGCAGCCGCACGGUUGCAACAGCAGCAGGUCGAGGCAAGUCAAAACCAAGCUCGUUACCAAGCCACGAUGGAUCUUGCUCGCGACGAAGCCACGUACGCCAGGCUACUUCGACGACAGCAUUUCCAAGAGACCAAAGAACAAGAAGAGCCAACUGAGGAAGAAAGGGACAAGGAAGGGACAGCAGUUCUGAUGGAGAAUCUGCUGUACACGUGCAAUUGGCAGCAACGUGAACUGCUCGCCAUGCGGCAGGUCUUCAUCCGCCAUGAAACUGCGUUCAAGGCAUUGGACAAGAAGAUCCUGACCCUGCAGGUCGAGAUCAGCACACUACACGCCGCCAACAGCCAGCAGCAGACACUCAACAGCCAGCAGCAGAAACUCAACGACCAGUUGCAAACAGAUGUCAGCAUGGGGUUGGCACAACUGUCAGCAGCUGCGUCAACGGGCAGUGCAGCGGUAGACUGCAGCCCAGCUUCGGCCGCACAGGCCAAGCAACUCGAAGAGCGGAUCAACCACUUGGUCGCAUCCCUCGGCGACAUCAGCAAGUUUGCUGGAGCAUCGACAGUCAGCAAUCAGCUGCAGACGCUCAGCGACCGCGUUGACCAACGACCGGUCGCUGCCGCCAAGGAAUGGAAGAUGCCGAACUUCAAAAUCGAGAAGUUCGACGACUAUCACAAGACUGAUCCGCUGCAAUGGUGGAUGGCUUUCAACGCAGAGGCGGAUGUACAUCACACACCGGCCCAUCGGCAGCUUGAUGCACUCUACCUCCAACUCAUCGGAGGGGCGCAGGCUUUCAUGACACACAUGCCCGUCACGAUGGAAUGCACCAUCGCCAACCUCCACAUGAAGAUUACGUGGGAGGAAUUCGAGACGAAAUGGAAGACCCGAUUCAUGGAUUGUGACGAGGCGGUGGCAUCGAAUCCAAAAUUUUCAAAGGCACGCUUACGAAGAGCACAAUGCUAUAUGCAGCUGGACAGAUGGGAGGAAGCUAUAAAUGACUGUGAGAUCCUCAAGAAGGAAAUGCCAGGGGAUGAAGAGGUCAGCAAAUGUCUGUUCAAUGCCCAACUGGCCAUGAAGAAGCAUCGCGGCGAGGACACAUCGGGCAUUCAUUACGAGGGUGACGGGAUUGUCACCAUCCGCAGCUCGGAGAAAUACAAGGAAAUGAUGCGCUCCUCUGGGACUUCGAGAUUCAGAGCAGAUCCUCCUCGCGCAGUGGAUGGUGCUUGGGCCAGCGGGGCCUCCUGGGGCUCCGCUGCUGACGCCUCCUCUUCUUCUUUCGACGUCGACCUGGCUUCCGACUCUUCUUCUACUGACAUACCCGUGAUGGCUAUGCCACCUGGAUCGUCGCCUGAUGGCACCUCGCCUGACGGGUUCGACUUGGUUGGGGUCGCUUGGAUUGAAGGAGAUGAUGCUCGCUGGCAGGUCGCCGACGAGCUGGGACAGAAAGAGGCUGGUGAUCACCAUGUGCGUUGCUGCAAGUGGAUAGUGCUCAGAUCGCCACGGAAGGCAAGGAUCACCAUUACGUCGCUCCACCGCGCACCAAGCCCCGUAGCUAAACAGCUGCGCAAACCGGAGGAGAUCGGGACUGAGACAAGGAUGUGUGACUUCGCGAAACUGCAACGAAGGGCGAGGUUGAAGAAGCUGUGGAGGAAGAGCCGGUUCGAUGGCGAAACUCAUGGCGAAGAUCGAGGAGAAGUGGUACCAGACGAAGGGGGAGAAGCGAGAUCCUCGUCUGGGCUAGAGCAAGAAGACGAAGGCGAGAUAGGGUCCUCUGAAGAGGGCAGUCUCGUGCAAAGUGUCCGUGUUGUUUACAGUUGUAGCAUUCAACUCUCCCUACCGGAUUGGUCACAGGAUACGGGGCGGGAGACGCUUGGCCGGGGGCGGGAGGAGCAGUCAGCAGGGGAUACGAGGGAGGAGUGGGACGCGGAGAACUCGAGUUGGCCUUUAUUAGUUUCGUCAUGAUCUGUUCCAAUCAAUCCAUUUGGGAAGU
Chara braunii is the source of this 2286-nucleotide messenger RNA. Lineage: Eukaryota; Viridiplantae; Streptophyta; Charophyceae; Charales; Characeae. The record is from the annotation of a GenBank genome assembly.